AUGGCAGAUCAUAACCACUCCCAAUUCCAGCAUCUGUACUUUGUUUUAACUGGAAUCCCCGGACUUGAGCAGAAGUAUUAUUGGAUGGCAUUCCCACUGGGUGCUAUAUAUGUCAUUGCUCUCUUUGGCAAUGGUAUUAUCAUCUCUACAAUCAAGACUGAAUCAUCUCUGCACAUUCCUAUGUACUACUUUCUGUGUAUGUUGGCAUUUGCUGAUAUGGGGCUCACCCUUUGUACUCUGCCCUCUAUGCUUGGCAUAUUCUGGUUUAACUACAAAUUUAUAAGCUUUGAUGGUUGUCUUAUUCAGAUGUACUUCAUUCACACCUUCUCAGCCAUUGAGUCAGGAGUGUUAGUUGCAAUGGCCAUCGAUCGUGUUGUAGCGAUCUGGAACCCUCUCAGAUACGGCACCAUUUUAACCAAUGGUGUGGUCUGUAAAAUAGGGAUACUCAUCUUGUCAAGAGCAGUCUGCGUGGUCUUCCCUGUGCCUUUCCUCAUCAAGAGGCUCCCUUUUUAUCGCUCCAACAUCCUCUCCCAUUCCUUCUGCCUCCAUCAAGAUGUGAUGCGCCUUGCCUGUGCCAGCACCCGUGUUAACAGUCUCUAUGGCCUUAUAGCUGUCAUCUUCACCAAGGGCUCUGACUCCCUCUCUAUCCUCUUCUCCUAUGUGUUCAUACUCCGCACGGUGAUGGCUAUUGCUUCUGGGGAGGGCCGGCUGAAGGCUCUCAACACUUGUGUUUCACACAUCUGCGCUGUACUUAUCUUCAAUGUGCCAUUGAUUGGGGUAUCAGUCAUCCAUCGCUUUGGAAAGCACUUGUCACCACUGACUCAUGCCCUUAUGGCAAACGCUUACCUUCUUGUCCCCCCUGUGCUCAACCCCAUAGUUUAUACUGUGAAGACCAAGGAAAUACGAAAAAAGAUUAUCCAGAUAUUUGUUCGAACCAAAAUUGCUACUACAGAGGGUUAA
Peromyscus eremicus (cactus mouse) is the source of this 960-nucleotide messenger RNA. Its product is annotated as olfactory receptor 51H1-like. NCBI's taxonomy places the organism in Eukaryota, Metazoa, Chordata, Mammalia, Rodentia, Cricetidae. Gene Ontology annotation, biological process: G protein-coupled receptor signaling pathway. Gene Ontology annotation, molecular function: olfactory receptor activity; G protein-coupled receptor activity. Gene Ontology annotation, cellular component: membrane. The record is from RefSeq and is a predicted model, not a curated record.